Molecule: messenger RNA, 3726 nt
Organism: Pan troglodytes (chimpanzee)
Lineage: Eukaryota; Metazoa; Chordata; Mammalia; Primates; Hominidae
Product: collagen alpha-1(I) chain-like
Exons: 2
Coding region: 1-468 (155 amino acids)
Source: RefSeq, a predicted model, not a curated record
AUGGAGCGGGAGGGAGCCCGGGCGCCGGCAGGGGGCGGGCUGGGACGCGGAAGUGCCGGUCCGCCGGGGGCAGCCCUCCGAGAGCCCGAGGCGCCGCCACCCCUCGGUGGGCUCGAGCACGGCCCCUUGAGACCUUCCGGAGGCGGUGGCUGGUCUGAGGACGACGCGGAGGACGUCACUGCGGGUCGGUGCUUCCUUACAGGUGCCUUCUGGACCGGGGUCCUUGGCACCUCCCCUGCUCCUGCCCUCGGUGCCGGACCCUGUGCCCUGGGAGCCCGACUACCUCGGUGUCCCAGCCGUCCCGGGCUUGGGGCGCUGAGAGGGCUGCGCGGCUUCCAGCCCGGAAGGCAGUGGUCCCGCGGGCUGCGCGCGGCCAAGGGCGACUCCGGUGUGGGAAUCCGGCGGAAGGGAAGCACCCGCAGGGAGGGCUGGACCCCGGAGGCUGCAGAGCGUCAGAAGCGACUCUAGGGAACUAGGGGGUGGGGUAGGGAGGCGGGGACGUGGAAUAAAGAAAGCUCCUGGGUGCCGGCUAUGAGAAGUCAGGUGUGCGUAGGCGUGGACAGAGUGCCGAUGUGGGAGUCUGGACACCUGGAUUUUCUGGUCGGGGCUCUGUGUCCUUGGGCUAAACAUUUGUGGUUCCACUGGCUCCCUAACACUUGAAAUGAUGUUUGAAGUUGCCUGGAAGAAGUCUCUUCCUUUUUUCUCUCAGAGGUGAUGGAAGAAAAACCAGAACAUCUGGAGGGCCGCUUGAGUUUACAGCCACCACCUGGGUUCACACCCUCUUAGCUCCUUUCAAAGCUGAAGCUCCAGGAAAGGUCAUUUGGGGUGAUUCCAAGAUUCAAGAAGAUAUGCCCAGGCCUUUCUUUCUAGUCGCCUCUUAGUCCUGUUGUUCAGUGGUAUCACAAGCUCUUUAAGCUCCAAGGUCCUUGAAGAUCUUCCUAAAACCACUGCACUGACAUCACCGAAGAAGUUAUGCAGCCCCAGGGCAACCUGAGCCAUGGUCUUCAUCUUUCCUGUCUCUUUGAGAAUUAGUGAGAAAAUUGGCUCAUCUGGGAUUCUACCCAUAGAAAUUCCCCCACAGAGGGAGAGACAAUUAGCAAAAGGAAAACAUCUAAAAAUAGUCCUUUGUGCUGCAGCGGAACACGGUUUUCCGGUAGGGCUCUCCUAUUCUGGAACCCAAUACCUAGAGCUAUUUCCUUACUUUGAGGAAAGUGCUAUUCCUGGAAAAAUAGCAAAUGAACAGGACAAUGCUGUGGUUCCCUCGACGGCACUUGAGCAGAGUGAACAGGUCCGUGUGUGAUUUUAAAACACAUAUGACCUCCUGAGCAUCAGUUUUUAUAUUUAUCACAACCCUCUCUGCCUCCUGGCAAGGUUGUGGCAAGAGUUCAAUUAGGGAAAACAUGUGAAAGUGCUUUGAAGAUUUUAAUUAUCUUUGCAACAUAAGGUGUUAUUACCAACUUCCCUGGGUUCUGGGUGUUAGACUAUUGAGGUCUAAUACAGUGGCUCUAUUAUUUGAUUAUAGGAAGCAUUUACGUGUGAGUCUUCUGACUCCACAACAGGAUUGUAAACUUUUAGGAUGCAGAGCAGGAAAGACAUCUCAGUACAAUUAAUAUUCAAAUGGUGUACUGUAUUGUUUAAAUGGCCAUCACAGUGAUUCUUAUGACCAGAGAGGAAAUGGAUCAUCACAGUACUUAUAAAAACAAACUGAACUAUUACAUUUAUAGAUUGUUUUGUUGGUAUUGAGCUUUCAGGUGAGUUCAGAGGGCACGUAACAUUUUAAUGCAAAAUAUUUUCUUACUGUAUAGUAUGGACAUUUGAUAAUAGUAAGCUCGUACUUUGUAAGUAUAUAUCAACAUAAGUUUCUACUUUGUAAGUAAGUAUGAAAGGGACUUGAUCAGUAGAAUUGUAUUACUUAGACAGUUUUUUAUUUUUUAAAAAAGGUUCUUACACUUAUCAGGAUUUCAAUGUUCAUGCUUUUUAAAGCAACUCCUCAUGUGAUUGUCACCCACUUCCACAAUUAGGCACACAGAGUACAGUCUUUCUGAAGUAUCUUGAGCAAUAUAUCAGAAUUCAUUUUUACAUGUAUCAUAACAUCCCAAAAAAGACAAAACAAAACAACAAAAAUAGCCAGGAGUACAUGAAGGGUAAGAAAGUGAUGUAUUUUAGUUUGAACAAGAACAUUCAUCUUUUCUCCUUUCUGUGUAUUAUCCCAUAAGCCAAACUCAAAAUUUUACUGGCAAUAAUAUUUUUAAUUUUAUAUUCAGAUAUAUUAUUGUUUUAAUACCCAAAUUUUAAAUUAUGUUAUCUGUCUGUAAUUGGGAUUUUUAAAGUUAGCCAUUCUUUCUGUUUUCUAAUUGACUUAGACAUCUUGGACAAAUUAUAGCAAGUGACUCACCAGUGUGGCUUCAAAAUAAAAUAAGUUAGCACUUUUUGAGAAGGAUUAGGAAUUCUGGUAUAUAAUGAUGGAUGAAUGUGUUUGAAUUCCUAGUACCUAAAUUUUUUCUUUUUAAAAAUAAUUACUAAGAGUUUGUAGAAAUUAAUAAUUGUGUAAGGGAGUUUUGAGAUAUUUAAAUUGUUACUUAUCUAAGAUAUUUUUCUAUUAAGACUAAACAUAGGCAUCUGUUCACUCUUGGCAUCAGCUGUGCAAUUAAUCAGUAUAUUUAUCUGUUUGGAAGAGAAUGUUGAAUUGGUAAUAACAUAUAAAGAAUCAUGCCAGGUUGCAAAACUUUUAUUGAAUAUAUCAAUGGCAAAAUGUCUGUUGAAUUGAUAUUAAAUUUAUUUUCACAAAGAAACCAACAUAUAAACUAAAAGAUGAAAAUCAGUACGCUAUCUAACAUGGCAUUUUUGUUCCAUGUUAUGCAUAUAGCCCAUUGACUCUGAAAGGGCACAAAACCAUGCCUGUAGCUCUCAUCUUAGCAAUACCUUCAAAUACAAUCUUGAUACUGUUUUUAAAAAAGCAAACAUGUUAUUUUAAAAUUUCUCUUCUUCCUUUUGUUCUUUUUUAUUUCUUUUUCCUUCCCCUCCCUGACUCCUGUUCCUCUGCUUCCUCCUUCUCCUUCUCUUCCUCUUCUUCAUCUUCAUUAUCUCCUUCUAUUAUUUUCCAAACUUUUUUAUCAUAAGUUUCCACUUAUGCAAAUGUUAUAAAAUAAGACUGAGAGUUCAUACAUACCAUUUACCCAAUUUCCCUAAUGUUAAUGACUUUCAUGACCAGUGUACAAAUAUCAAACCCAGAGCAUUUACACUAGUACCUUGUGAUUAACUAAACUACAAACUUUAUUCAGCUCUCACCAGCUAUUCAGCUCUCACCAGCUCUUCCCCACCCUCAUGUCCUUUUUCUGUACCAGAUCCAACUACGACCCAUAUUGCAUUUGAUUGUCAUGUCACUUGAAUCUCCUUCAAUCUGUGAUGGUCCCUCAGUCUCCCUGUCUUUCAGUACCUUGGCAUUUCUAAUAGGUAUUGGUCAAAUAUUUUGCGGAAUGUCUUUCAAUUUGGAUUUGUCCAAUGUCUUCUAAUGAUUAGUCUAAGGUUAUUCAUUGGCAAGAAUGCCAUAGAAGUGAUGUUGUAUCCUUCUUAGUAUAUCAUUAUGGCAGGGGGGAGGGUACAUGAUGUCAGUUAGUGGUAUUAACCUUGAUUGCCUGGUUAAAGUUAUGUCUACUAGAUUUCCAUAUUGUAAAGUUACAUUUUUUUCAUUUAUAAUUGAUAAAUAUAUUGAGGAAAAAACUUUGA